Molecule: messenger RNA, 981 nt
Organism: Megalopta genalis
Lineage: Eukaryota; Metazoa; Arthropoda; Insecta; Hymenoptera; Halictidae
Source: RefSeq, a predicted model, not a curated record
UCAUCCGUUUCUCGAAGCGACUUCUUCGCACGGCAGUCAAUGUUCCGUACGGCAAAAAGACUGUGAACCCCGCGAGCAAACAAUGGAGAAGCGGAUGACAAAGAUCAUUGUUGCAGUUCUUCUGGUGACAUUCGCGCUGAAUAGUUUCUGCACGGAAAUUUCCUCGCAGAUCAACCUCCGGCCGAUGGAAGGUGAUCGAUACAUCGGUGUCCUCGAACCGAAGAAUGUCGUGGAUUUCAACAAAAUCACUGGCCGCUCGGAAUUCAGCUAUUUGCACGAAGAGUUGAGGGAACAGACCAACAAUAUGGAACGAGAGAAUUCGAAGAGACUGUCGGAUAUUAUUAAUAAUAUCCAGAUUACUAUCAACGGGAAAGAAAUCAAACCGAGCCUGGAUGGCUGUCCAAACAGUAUUUGCAAAGUGUCAAUGUCGUCGACCUACGAUGACGAGGGUAACGUGAUAACCGACUUGCACCUCAGAAUAAUAACGAAGUCGGAGGCCGAUACUAAGGUCAAUGAAAUUCCGGUUGUCGAUGGCGUGCGAGGCGUAGAAGAUUCGCAUGAUCACCCUGUCGUAGCCUCAAGACCCACGACAUACUUACACAACAAUAUCCCACAAAUUCAAACUCGUUUCCAAGACGGCGAACCUUGGUAUCAAGGCAGAAGAACCUUCCAGAGGCCACAAAUUAUGUGGCGUUACCAAGUUCCGGUGCAAUUUUCAGGCAGACAAUUUCCACAAUAUGGCGGACGGCCAGCUGCUGCGCCCGUUGUUGAUGACAAGAUAGAACCACCGCUGAGCAAGACCCAAGGACGCAACAAAUGAAAUCCCACCGGUCUCGAUCGUAGUAUCUUGUUCAUGUAAAUAUCGUCGUCCAGUUCAAUAAAAUACAGACGCUGUUAAACAAUAGAUAUAUUUGUGAGAACGAAUUUGUAAAUAAUUUAAAUAAAAUUAAACGUGUUACAUGAUGAUUACCCUACAUUAAA